AACUUUUUGGAGCCUGCCCACCAUGGCCCAACUCAGUAUUGUGUCAACCCAUUGUGCCAAAGGGGAAGAUGUUGUUCUGCAUAUCCGCAAUAAGCCUCCUGAGGUUUUAGUCCUCGUGUGGUACAGGGGGAAUGGCGUGAACAAAAAUAAUGUAAUUGCAUUUUCUGUUAUGACAUUAAGUUUCCAUUUAACUGGUCCUGAAAACAAUGGACAAGAGAUUAUAACCUAUGAUGGAUCCUUGUUGUUGAAGAAGGUCACCAUGAAGGACGCAGGAACAUACACUGUAGUGGCCCACCUUCCAGAUUCAAAAAAAGAAAUAGCAUUUGGGCAACUUGAUGUAUAUGGGCAUGUGAGAGCACCCACCCUACUAGCCAGCAACACCACAGUCACAGAGAAUAAGGAUGCUGUGGUCAUGAGCUGCUACACAAAUGCGAAUUCCACCCAGUGGUUGGUCAAUGGAACACAAUUGCAGUUCACAGAGCGUAUGAAGCUGUCCAAGGAAAAUCAAAUACUCACCAUAGACCCCGUCAAGAGGGAAGAUGCUGGGAAUUACCAGUGCGAAGUCUCUAACCCUGUUGGUUCUGCUGCAAGUGUGCCCCUUGAACUGAAUGUAAAAUUUGAGUGAC
Messenger RNA from Phyllostomus discolor (pale spear-nosed bat), 626 nucleotides. RefSeq names its product carcinoembryonic antigen-related cell adhesion molecule 21-like. Lineage: Eukaryota; Metazoa; Chordata; Mammalia; Chiroptera; Phyllostomidae. The transcript is spliced from 2 exons. The coding region runs from base 23 to 625 and encodes 200 amino acids. The record is from RefSeq and is a predicted model, not a curated record.